Molecule: messenger RNA, 2038 nt
Organism: Durio zibethinus
Lineage: Eukaryota; Viridiplantae; Streptophyta; Magnoliopsida; Malvales; Malvaceae
Source: RefSeq, a predicted model, not a curated record
ACCUUUUUAUUUUUAUAUAUUUAUUUAUUUCUAUUAUUAUUUUAUUUUCCUACCGCCUCCCCCAGAAAUUGAAGGUUCUCUCUCUUUUUGUUCGUCAUUUUCCUUUUCCUGAAAACAGAGAAGAGGAUCUUUCAUCCAUUUUCCGGGAAAUACUGGACGCAACGCCCCUUCCAUUUUACUUGUAACUUAUUUCCCCCUCAUCCUUUCUCUUCAGAUCUGCGUUUUUCUUUUCAUAAAACGGAUUCUUUUUUAUUCAAUUCGAUCAAAAAAAAAAAAGUCAAUUAGUUUCUUUCUUUUAAAUGCUCCAUAUUUUUUAAAUUUCGAUUCAGCUAAAUAAAUCAAGAACCGGAGGUCAAAUAUGCCAAAGAGAGGGAGUAAAGAAAUUAGGGUAAAGAAAUAGGAUUUUUUUUUCUUUUUUAAGGAAACGGAGGAUAUGCAGAUGGAAAGGGAGAGGCGGAAUAGCAUUGCAAAUGGAGACUACAGUUACAGUACGAAUGUAAAUUAUAGUAAAUUUUGCAAUGAUUGUAGUGUUUUAGAGAAAGAAAAGAAUCAAAGUUUGCCCUCUUCUUCGUUACCGGGUGCCGGUUUCAUUGAACAUCCUGUUUCCCGGUUCGAUACUCUCGCUGGCGUCGCCAUCAAGUACGGCGUUGAGGUAGCUGACAUAAAAAAGAUGAAUGGUCUGGUUACAGAUCUUCAAAUGUUUGCUCUUAAGUCACUCCAGAUCCCUUCACCAGGGCGGCAUCCGCCAUCGCCUUGCUUGUCCAAUGGUUUCCAUACACCAGGGCAAAGCAGUGCCAACCAAACCUCGGCACAACAUUUGCCUCCUGAUUUACUUGACUCAUUCCAGUCUUUGAGACUGAAAACUCCUCCUCGAAGGGUCACCCCAGCAAUGAGCUCAUUACAAGGUUACUAUGGCCUUAAAACAACAGCAAAAAAGGCUUUAUCUGAAGGUUUUGAGAUGGAAGUAUACAGGAAAGGAGAAGCUCAUUAUCUGGAGGAUGGUCCGUUGCUUAAACCCUCAUCUGCUUCCAACCCACCUUUGAAGCUUCAUCGGAAGUGCAGAAGCAUAGCUAAUGGGUUUUAUGAUGAGAAUGGUAAAAUCGUAGCAAACAUCAAGUCUGCUGUAGAAGCUAAAGAAGGUGAAGUAGAUAAAUCGAAUGAGAAACUGAUCAGAAGACGGCAGAAAUCUGAGGUUGACUUUGUUGCCCGUACCCCUGAAAGGCUGUUGAAGGAGGAUGACACCAGCGGUGGAGGAUUUUCAGCAAUAACCGCAAAAGGCCUGGCACUGAGAUCCAAAGCAGCAAGCAGCAGUAAUUCAGGAGCUGAUGGUGAGGUUGUGGGGUUCAAUCUCGCACCAACAGGUCUUGGAGAUGGUUACGUGGUUGAUGGAUUCUCUGUAGUGAGGAAGUCAUCAAGCACAUCGAAUUUGCAAGAUCAGGACAGUAGUAGUUUGUCAUCUCUCUGGCCAGCGUCCAAAUGGAGUUUGAAGCCUGAUUUACAAGCACUUUCAACUGUAGGUAUUGCAAGACCUAUUUUUGAUGGAUUGCCAAAACCAAUGUCCGCUCGUAAAAACAAAGCCGCGCUUGAUUAGCUUCCUUCGCUUUCGUCAUAUUAUUCCCAUUUACAUAUCAAAUUUUGACUACAAGUUGUGAGGAAUAUAUUAUAGAUAGAAAAAAAAAUCCAAUAAUACGAUAGUUUCCCCUAAUUUAUUUGAAAUUGUCGAUAUAUAAAUAUAAAUAUGUAAUAUUUGUAAUUUAUUGUUUUCUCUUCACUUUUAACCGAUUUUCCAUUGCUGAGGUAUGGCUGAGUGACGAUCUUGGUUCUUUGGAUAUGUCAGACAAGAAUCAUCCACCUAAUAUUGCCUCAAUGACAUUAAUCUUAUCUGAAUUUAACAGUUAAUGUAACAAAUCCACUAUGCAAAACAAAUAUGCUUUUAUCCCAAUAUUACAACAUUCGGAAAUGUUAAUGAAUCGAGGUCAAUUUGCAAAGUGUCCAUGUAAAUCUUAUGAACCAUUUGAGAUACCACAUUUGAAUGUUG